AACUUCACAAACCGCGGGAACCCUCAUUCCUUUGUCAGUGUUCACUGUUUGCUUCUCGCUUAGAUCAAGAUCAUCAACAUACUCUUGUAGCAGUUAAUUAUAUACACUGAUAUAAUUGGUGAGAUAUGGACAAAUCUUGCUCUCUGCUUGUUUAUUUUAAUAAAAGGACGUCUGCUCUUUUUAAUGAAAUCAAGGAAGCUUUAGAAGGGCAUGAUGUGGAAGCAAAAGUUGACGCGAUGAAGAAAGCUAUUAUGCUUUUGCUCAACGGUGAAACGCUGCCACAGCUUUUUAUAACAAUUGUUAGAUAUGUUUUACCUUCUGAGGACCACACAGUUCAGAAACUACUGCUUCUUUAUCUUGAAAUCAUUGACAAGACUGAUGCCAAAGGCCGUGUCUUGCCUGAAAUGAUUUUGAUUUGCCAAAAGUUGAGGAAUAAUUUGCAGCAUCCAAAUGAUUACAUACGGGGUGUCACUUUGAGGUUUCUUUGUCGCUUGAAUGAGGCUGAGAUUAUUGAGCCAUUGAUUCAUUCUGUUUUAGUUAAUCUGGAGCAUCGACACCAGUUUAUUCGAAGGAAUGCAAUUCUUGCAGUAAUGGCCAUUUACAAACUUCCACAGGGUGAACAGCUCCUGGUUGAUGCUCCAGAAAUGAUUGAGAAGGUUUUGUCAACCGAGCAGGACCUAUCAGCCAAGAGGAAUGCAUUUCUUAUGCUUUUUAAUUGUGCACAGGAUCGUGCCAUUAAUUAUCUUCUGACCCAUGUCGAUAAAGUAUCUGACUGGGGGGAGCUGCUACAGAUGGUUGUGUUGGAACUGAUUCGGGAAGUAUGCAGAAAAAAUAAGGGAGAGAAAGGAAGGUAUAUAAAGAUCAUUAUAUCUCUACUUAAUGUUCCUUCUGCUGCUGUUAAAUAUGAAUGCGCUGGAACACUUGUGUCUUUGUCAUCUGCACCUACAGCAAUCAGGGCUGCCGCCACUACCUAUUGCCAACUUCUUUUGUCUCAGAGUGAGAACAAUGUCAAACUUAUAGUGCUUGAUCGCCUUAAUGAACUUAAAUCUUCUCCCAGGGAGAGUAUGGUUGAAUUGGUUAUGGAUGUGCUUAGAGCACUCUCUAUCCCAAACCCGGACAUUCGAAGAAAAACACUUGAUAUUGUUCUUGAAUUAAUUACUCCUAGAAAUAUCAAUGAGGUUGUUCUCACUUUGAAGAAGGAAGUCGUGAAAACUCAAGGUGGGGAUCUUGAGAAGAAUGGAGAGUCACGCCAAAUGUUUAUUCAAGCCAUUCAUUAUUGUGCAAUAAAGAUUCCAGAAGUGGCAAGCACUGUUGUUCAUCUAUUGAUGGACUUCUUGGGAGACAAUGUUGUUUCUGCUAUGGAUGUUGCUGUUUGUCUGCGGGAAAUAAUCGAAACCAACCCAAAAUUGAGGUCUCCUAUCGUAAAAAGGUUGUUUAAAUUAUCAAAACCAACCCAAAAUUGCUUCUGCUAGGUGUUUGUGUGCGAGAAAUAAUCAAAAUGAUGAAGAUCAAUGGUUUUUAAGGAUAUCU
Molecule: messenger RNA, 1530 nt
Organism: Daucus carota subsp. sativus
Lineage: Eukaryota; Viridiplantae; Streptophyta; Magnoliopsida; Apiales; Apiaceae
Product: coatomer subunit beta-1-like
Exons: 2
Coding region: 126-1472 (448 amino acids)
Biological process (GO): intra-Golgi vesicle-mediated transport; endoplasmic reticulum to Golgi vesicle-mediated transport; intracellular protein transport
Cellular component (GO): COPI vesicle coat; cytoplasm
Source: RefSeq, a predicted model, not a curated record